Closterium sp. Yama58-4 is the source of this 2700-nucleotide messenger RNA. The record is from the annotation of a GenBank genome assembly. Lineage: Eukaryota; Viridiplantae; Streptophyta; Zygnematophyceae; Desmidiales; Closteriaceae.
AUGAAGUUUCGUGGUCGGAGAGCUCUGAUGAAUCCAGCGGGCUCGAAUAGCUCGCAUGAGGAAUUCAAGGAAACAUCUGUCGAAAUCGUGACUGUAUCGGGUAGGGCAUUGGAGGACGAUUCGGCACAGAUUUUGACUGUAGCGGAGGACUUUUCGAGUUCGGAUGAUAAUAUUGAGGGCUCGGAUGGGGAACCGGAAGAUUAUGACGAGGGAUUGCUGCAAGCUGAUUGGUCCAACGGGAACGAGGAUCAGCCGAGCGGAGGCGCUGCUGGGGGAAGCAGGUCGGUGGGGGGGCUUCCCCCUCCCACAUGGCGACAAAAUUUGCCGCCGUCUCCGCCGCUCGUUCCUACAGGCCCCAGUCAGGUGGUUUGCGUGGGGGAGGCGGUUCGGGAAUUCGUUCCAGUUGUGCGACGCAGCUCGCGGCAAGCCCCUGACGAGAUAUUUGCCACGUGGCGCAAUCUUCAGUGGGUGCCUCCUGAUUUCGCGCGCGCCCCGGGCGGGCCGGCGUGCCAGGUGGCCGUCGCGCUGGCGCGGCUGAAUGCUGACGUGGCGUUCGUGGGAGCAGUAGGGGAUGACGAGGCGGGGCAAGCGUUUUUGGAAAUCUUGGACGCGAAUGGCGUGUCGACACGUGGCGUGGAGAUGCAAGCUGGAUUGAGAACCGGAGAAAAGCUAAUUUCCCUAGAAAAGGCGCAAGUGCAAGAAAAAUACGAAGAUCCAAAGGCGAGGGAGGAGUUAGAAUUACGAGAAGGAGAGGUGAUUAGAGGGGGGGUGGUGAUUAAAAAGAGCGGCAGCGGGUCGAGUAAGAAUGCGGGCACUGCAUGGCGUGUCGGCUUCCCAUUGGCUGAGGAGGCGCGUGACGUGGCAGGGCAAGAGGAAGAAGAAGGGGAAAAGGAGGAAGAGGGGAAGGAGCCAAGCGAGGAGAGGGGUGAUGGGGAGCGGAGAGUAAAGGCGGCGGCAGCGGCAGGCUCUGGGGGAGGUGUAUCUGAAGACGCACAGGACGUGCUGAGGCAGUGCUCUUCGUCCCUUCUGGUACCACUCAGCAGACCUUCUAACCGCAUUCCACUCCUGUCGUCUCCCCCUCCCCUUCCCUUUCAGGCCUCGUGGGUUCACUGUACCUCCAUGUCUCUCGCCACCCCUUCCGACCGCACUGCACUCCUCGCCGCACUAGACGCCGCAGGCUGCCACCCACUCGCGUCCUCCACUUCCUCCCCACCGCCUUCACACUCCCUCACCCCAUCCUCCCCCCACUCCCCCCACUCCUCCCACUCCUCCCCCCACUCUCCCUCCUCCUCCCCGCGCCUCUUUCUCGACGUGAACCUCCCUCUCUGCCUCUGGGCCUCCCGAGCCUCAGCCUUGGCAGCGCUGGAUCCGGUUUGGCGCCGAGCCUCGGUGGUGGAGGUGUCCCGUGCCGAAGCUGAGUUCCUGGUUGGGGAGGAGCGGUUCUUGCGGCGGCGGCAGGCUCGGGUGCGAUAUGCCUCGGACUCGUACCUGACGCUGAGGGGGGAGAGGGAGGAGGGGGAGGGGGAGGGCGUGUAUCACUGGAAACCGGAGGAAUUAGCUGGGCUGUGGCAUGAAGGGAUGGAGUUGCUACUGGUGACUCAUGGGACCAUGCAGGAGGGGGAGGGCGAGGGCGUGUAUCACUGGAAGCCGGAGGAAUUGGCUGGGCUGUGGCAUGAAGGCAUGGAGUUACUGCUGGUGACUCGUGGGACCAUUCAGGUGCACUAUUACGGGAGGGGCUUUCACGGGUGGGUGGAGGGCACAGAGGACGUGCUAAUCGCUGCCAUGACGUGUGAUCGAGCUGGGUCGGGGGACGCGCUGGUGGCAGGUCUCUUGCGCAAGCUCUCCACCAACCCCUCUAUUCUACGCGACCCCGACGCCCUGGAGAGGGCCAUUCGCUUUGCCAUUUCCGCCGGAGUGAUUUCCUCGUGGACCACCGGGGCUAACGAGCGAAGGGAGAGACUGGUGAAAGCGAGCAGAGACGUGACUAUACAGAGCAAGAAGAUCAUCUUCGCCAUCCACAGAGCCACAACCCCCCGCGCCCUGGCGGCAGCAGCGCAGCAACUGGCGGCCCUACGCGCACACCACAUCGCUCAAGUGGCUCGCGAUCUGAAUGCAGAGGACUACUGGCGCUUCACACGCGCGUACACGUGGGGGUUGCAAGAGUAUGUGGAGGCGGCGUCUUUCCUGCACUUCCGCCAAACAGGCCAACUGCUUUCUCUGGCCCAGGUGAACGGUGCGUUUGAGGGCAUUCUGGACCGCGACGGGCGAACCUUUCACGUGCAUGCUGCUGACUAUGUGCUGGGGGUGGGUGGAGGAGGGGAUGAGAGGGUGGAGCGAGGGAAGAGGCCACGGGAGCAACCCGAGGCUCAACCAGAGGCUCGAGCCGCCGAGUCUGCUGGCGCAUCCGAGCCUGCUUCUGGGGCCGAGUCUGCGGCGGAGGCCAGAGAUAGGGAAGGAGCAGUGGAGGUGGAUGCGGAUGCGUGUCGGCUGUUCGUGCAGCGGCUGUAUGCGGGGUUCAGCCUGCUGCCGAGGAGCAGUGAGAUGGGGAAGGAGAUGGGGAAGAAGAUGGACGUGAUGCUUGCGAGUCUUAACAAGAUUGAGAACGUGUCAUACACGCGUUUUGUGCGAGGGUCAGAGUACCCAGAAGAAUUUCUGCAGCUGGGAUUGGAGGGGAGAGAGGGCGGAGCAGAGGGGGAGUGA